UCUGCUCCCAUCCAAUUUACAUCCAUAGCAUGUCCAACCACAAUCAAGAACCGUUACAAAUGGGCCACAUCCCGAUCAAUCAUCCAACUUUCAACGAACUCGAUCCAUCACGUUCAAACGCAAAGACCCGAACCACAGCAAUUAGCAAAGCGAUCGGAUGUUAUGAGGAUUGGAUCAAAGAGAGAAGAUCAAUGGAGCGUUCGGUCCCAACAUGAGUCAAAUGGCAUUCCUUCAUCACACUCCUCUCCUUCCCUACACGAGUUGGUCAAUCACUUCUACGGUGCAAUCAAUAACAAAGAUACAAAGGCGUUGGAAGCCCUUAUUUCUGAUGAAUGUCGCUUUGAAGAACUUGUUUUCUAUUUACCAUUCGACAAAAAAGAGAAAGUUAUUCAAUUUCUACACGAGUUGAUGGAUGCGAUGGGGCCCAACGCGAAAUUCCACACUGAAAGCAUUACCGAAGGUGAAAAUUAUACAGCCACCGCAGUCUGGCAUUUAGAAUGGAAACAAUGGAAGAUACCCUUCACAAACGGAAUCAGUUUCUUUGAAUGGAAGGAGAAGGAUGGAAAGCUGGUCAUCAAGAAAGUAAGAGCAAUGGAGGAGUUUCCACUAAAGCCCGGUGAUUUAGUGCUGAAGCUGUUGAAAACGGUUACAACAGUCUUGGAUCGGAUUCCUGAGCCAGCUGCAGAAGGUAUCCUCUCAAGCUCCCAUGACUCGCAAGAUAGCUUAUUAUCCCUUGUUCUACAUUUGCUUGGAGUUGAUCACAAAGGCCACUCAUGAGUCCCUUCCAUGUUUUUCAUUAUUAUUAUUAUUAUUAUUUUUUCUUUUUCAAUUUUAAUCUAGAUAUUGGAUUUCUCAAGAUAACAACAUCAUCGUUGUCAUCAUCUAAUUAUUCUCCUAAUUAAUUAGGCGC
Magnolia sinica is the source of this 910-nucleotide messenger RNA. RefSeq lists its product as uncharacterized. Bases 163 to 777 code for a protein of 204 amino acids. NCBI's taxonomy places the organism in Eukaryota, Viridiplantae, Streptophyta, Magnoliopsida, Magnoliales, Magnoliaceae. The record is from RefSeq and is a predicted model, not a curated record. The transcript has 6 exons.